AUGAGCACCGACAGGUGGCCGGAGGACAGCACUGAGGGAGAUGCUGGGAGAACAGCGUGGAAGCCCACGGCCAAAGACGCUUUCAAAGACAUUUCCAUAUACUUCUCCAAGGAAGAAUGGACAGAGAUGGGAGAAUGGGAAAAAAUCCGAUAUAGGAAUGUGAAAAAGAACUAUGAAGCACUGGUCACUCUAGGUCUCAGAGCCCCUCGGCCAGCUUUCAUGUGUCACCGCAGGCAGGCCAUCAAAGCCCAGGUGGGUGACCCUGAGGAUUCUGAUGAAGAAUGGACUCCAAGGCAGCAAGUUAAACCUUCUUGGGUGGCCUUCAGAGUGGAGCACAGUAAACACCAGAAGGUAAUGCCCCCGGUGCCAUUAAGUAAUGAAUCCAGUUUGAAGAAAUUGCCAGGAGCAGCGCAACUGCAGAAGGCAAGUGGCCCUGCGCAGGCCCAGAGCCCAGCGCCCCCUCCCGGAGCAGCAGGCACCUCUGCAUGGCACACUAGACAAAAGCUGGAACGCAGAGCAAAGCAGAUUGAAGUGAAGAUGUAUAGCCUACGAGAAAGAAAGGGCCACGUGUACCAAGAGGUCAGCGAGCCCCAGGAUGACGACUACCUCUAUUGUGAGAAGUGUCAGAACUUCUUCAUUGACAGCUGUGCUGCUCACGGGGCCCCUACAUUUGUAAAGGACAGUGCAGUGGAGAAGGGGCAUCCCAACCGCUCAGCCCUCACUCUGCCCCCUGGAUUAAGUAUCAGACCAUCAGGCAUCCCUGAGGCUGGGCUUGGAGUAUGGAACGAGGCAUCCGAUCUGCCGUUGGGUCUGCACUUUGGCCCCUAUGAGGGCCAGAUCACAGAAGAUGAAGAGGCCGCCAACAGUGGAUACUCCUGGCUGAUCACCAAAGGGAGAAACUGCUACGAGUAUGUGGAUGGAAAGGACACGUCCUGGGCCAACUGGAUGAGGUAUGUGAACUGUGCCCGGGAUGAGGAAGAGCAGAACCUGGUGGCCUUCCAGUAUCACAGGCAGAUCUUCUACCGAACCUGCCGGGUGGUCAGGCCGGGCUGUGAACUGCUGGUCUGGUACGGGGACGAGUACAGCCAGGAGCUCGGCAUCCCGUGGGGCAGCGGGUGGAAGAGCCAGCUCGUGGCGGCGGGCAGAGAAGACAGACAGACCCAAAGCCCAAGAUCCAUCCAUGUGGCUCCUGCUCUCUGGCCUUCUCCAGUCAGAAAAUCCUCAGCCAACACGUGGAAUGCAGUCACCCGUCUCAGGUCCUCCCGAGAACAUCUGCAAGAGACCGCGUCCAGCCAGAGGAUCCCUGCCCAGGCUAUCAAAAUCGGCAGCAGCAAUAUUCUGAUCCACACAGCUGGAGUAACAAACCUGAAUGUCAAGAGGUCAAGGAAAGGUCCAAACCUUUGCUGA
Molecule: messenger RNA, 1407 nt
Organism: Globicephala melas (long-finned pilot whale)
Lineage: Eukaryota; Metazoa; Chordata; Mammalia; Artiodactyla; Delphinidae
Gene: PRDM7
Product: PR/SET domain 7
Biological process (GO): regulation of DNA-templated transcription
Cellular component (GO): nucleus
Molecular function (GO): protein binding; histone methyltransferase activity
Source: RefSeq, a predicted model, not a curated record